CGUUUGCCCCAAACAAGCGCUGCGAAAAUGCGAUUCGUCAGUGUAGUGAUCACCCUAUUUGUCACCCUAGUAGGCUUCCUUCUGAUGGUGAUGGAAACCCGCGCGGAUAUCUACUCGGAGAUGGCAGCAUGCCCCUGCCCGUUGCUAUAUCAACCUGUCUGUGGAACCGACAACCAGACCUACUCCAACGACUGCGUGCUGAACUGUGCCGCUGCUACUCCAUCCGGCUUGCGGAUAGCGCUCAAGAAGCUGCGCAGUGGAUCAUGCGAAAAUAUAAUGCGUUGUUUGUCGAUUUUGAUCCUAGUGGGUGCCCUUUUUGGAGCCCUGUUGGAAGUUGAGGGUCGCCAGGAUGGAGACCGGAGGUUGUGUGCCUGUCCCCGGAUCUAUAUGCCCGUUUGUGGAAGUGAUUUGCACACCUACAGCAAUGAUUGCAUACUGAAGUGUGAGGCCGACUCCGAUCUGGGCAGGGCCAGUGGGCUGAGGAAAUUGAUGGACGGAUCCUGUGACAACCUGGCUGAUAAUGUGGAGGAUGUUCCGGUAGAGUACUAAGCUUGAUCAUGCGAAGCUUCCAUUUUGGGGACCUGAUACGAGAAUAAAUAGUGCCAUAUUGUAUUGUAUUAGAAUUCCAUUAUUACUAUCAUUUGUGACAUUACAAAAACAACGGUUUAUCAAAAUUGGAAAUUUAGUGACUGAUAUAGAGUGUGAAAUCAAAUGUGUAAAUAUUAAAUCGAUAAUAAAAGUGUGAAAUUAUA
Messenger RNA from Topomyia yanbarensis, 752 nucleotides. Its product is annotated as serine protease inhibitor dipetalogastin-like. Gene Ontology annotation, molecular function: protein binding. Lineage: Eukaryota; Metazoa; Arthropoda; Insecta; Diptera; Culicidae. The record is from RefSeq and is a predicted model, not a curated record. The transcript is spliced from 2 exons. Bases 28 to 549 code for a protein of 173 amino acids.